GAAUAACCGUCCAUUUUAAAGUUUAACUUGGUGUUUUAAUUAGUUUAAGUGGUAUUUUAUAAAAUGUCGAAAGAGGACGAUGUGCAUACCAUCCCGGACGUUAUAUUCGAUUCACAUUCUAGGACGCAAUACAAAAAAGGACGGUUUUUUGGGAAGGGUGGUUUUGCAAAAUGCUACGAAAUAACUAACACCCUAAACAGUCAAGCUUAUGCAGGAAAAAUAGUUUCAAAGAAAUUCAUGGCAAAGCAGAAUCAGCGAGAAAAAAUGACCCAGGAAAUACAAAUUCAUCAGUCUUUACGUCACAAGAAUGUUGUUGGCUUUUAUAGCUUUUUUGAGGAUAAUUUGAAUAUUUACAUCGUGUUGGAAUUGUGCAGGAAGAGGUCUAUGAUGGAACUUCACAAACGAAGAAAAGCACUUACAGAACCAGAAACGAGAUACUACAUGAAACAGAUUUUGCAAGGGGUUCACUAUUUGCAUCAAAAUAGAAUUAUUCAUCGAGACUUGAAACUAGGUAAUUUAUUUUUAAAUGAUGAUCUUGUAGUUAAAAUAGGUGAUUUCGGUUUGGCCGCGAAGAUUGAAUACGAUGGUGAACGAAAAAAAACUCUGUGUGGUACCCCUAAUUACAUUGCCCCCGAAAUUUUAAACAAAAAGGGGCACUCAUUCGAAGUGGACAUUUGGUCGAUGGGUUGUAUCAUGUACACCUUGCUGAUCGGAAGGCCGCCUUUCGAAACUAAUAGUUUGAAGGAAACUUAUUCGAGAAUAAAGAAAUGUGAUUAUAGAAUUUCUUCAAAUAUAUCAAAUAGUGCAAAACAUAUGAUCAUGCUGAUGCUCCAGCCUGACCCUAAGUCACGCCCCAAGACUGACCAACUCCUUAGCACUGAGUUCAUCAUUAACGGAUACUGCCCAGCAAAUCUACCCGUGAGCUGCCUCACAAUGGCUCCGAGGUAUGACAAGCUAGAAAUGUCGUCGCGCAAACCCUUGAUUGAACUGAACCAAGAAUCGAUGGUGAUCUCUCCAUACAAGGGCAAGCACGACUCGAUUGCUGCGGGUCUGGCUGGAAUUAUGCCGCCAUCUGCCGUUUGCCAGUUUGAUGCCAAAGAAAACUUUAUGACCCUCAGGAACAUGCUCUAUAGGGUCCUAAAAUCCAAACCGGCCAGAAACCAAAAAUUCCUCGACGAGAUGACUGAUCCCGCCGCCCAACCGAUGAUUUGGGUGUCCAAGUGGGUGGACUACUCCGACAAAUACGGUUUCGGAUACCAACUGUCAGACGAGGGGGUUGGUGUGAUGUUCAACGAUACCACCAAACUCAUUAUGCUUCCGAACGGAAUCAAUGUGCAUUAUGUGGAUAAGAAUGGCGAGGAGUCUUACAUGACCCUAGAUCAUUAUCCCAAGCUGUACGACAAGAAAAUGAAGCUUCUGUCGUACUUCAGCAGGUACAUGCGAGAGCAUCUGAUCAAGACCGGCGCUUCUGUAGUUAAGGAAGUGGACUCGAUGUCGCGAACUCCCCACUUGCAUCAGUGGUGCCGGUCUACCUCGGGGGUUCUCAUGCAACUGAAUAACGGAACAGUACAGAUGAACUUCGGGGAUCACACGAAAAUAAUAAUGUGCCCGUUGAUGGCUGCGAUCACGUACAUAGACGAGGACAAAUCAUUCCGUACCUUCAGGUUCUCCUCGGUUGAGAAAAAUGGCUGCAGCAUGGGUUUGUACGAAAAAAUGCGUUACGCAUUUGAUAAAAUAUCAGUAUUGCUGGAUCCAGAGAGCGGCUUCAAUAAGUGAUAAUAAAGUUAUAUCUUUAGAGUUCUAACAGACGGAUUAGAUGCAUCGUCUGAAAAUCGUGUUUGUGAUUUUCAGACCAUUGCACGUAAUAUUUAUUGUUCAUUAUAUUAGAAAAUUUUCUCCUUUUUUUACAUUAUAACUUUCAUUUGUGCAUAUUUUUUAAAUUUAAUAGUUUAUAACGCCAAGUUGAAAUAAUUGUUUUAAAAUACGUGGUGUCCAAGAUAUACUGUUUAGUUAGCAUUAGAGAAUGUUUUUUUAUUGUAUAAU
This is a messenger RNA of Anoplophora glabripennis (Asian longhorned beetle), 2043 nucleotides long. It is a transcript of the gene polo, whose product is annotated as serine/threonine-protein kinase polo. Gene Ontology annotation, cellular component: centrosome; cytoplasm; nucleus. Gene Ontology annotation, biological process: mitotic cell cycle; regulation of cytokinesis; protein phosphorylation. The transcript is spliced from 8 exons. Lineage: Eukaryota; Metazoa; Arthropoda; Insecta; Coleoptera; Cerambycidae. The coding region runs from base 64 to 1776 and encodes 570 amino acids. Gene Ontology annotation, molecular function: protein serine/threonine kinase activity; protein binding; ATP binding. The record is from RefSeq and is a predicted model, not a curated record.